Pestalotiopsis fici W106-1 is the source of this 1317-nucleotide messenger RNA. RefSeq lists its product as uncharacterized. Gene Ontology annotation, biological process: attachment of spindle microtubules to kinetochore. The record is from RefSeq and is a predicted model, not a curated record. Gene Ontology annotation, cellular component: mitotic spindle pole body; DASH complex; mitotic spindle. Lineage: Eukaryota; Fungi; Ascomycota; Sordariomycetes; Amphisphaeriales; Sporocadaceae. Bases 1 to 1317 code for a protein of 438 amino acids. The transcript has 3 exons.
AUGUCGCGGUCGGCUGCGACAAGGAAUCUUACCCUGACUGAAGAGCUCGAAAAGCUCGAACAGUCAAUUACGCUGACGCUCCAGGAGAUUGACUCCAACUUUAGCAAGGCGCAUCGCAUUGUCACCAGCAGCAUCUUGCCUCUUGUCGAACAAUAUGGUGAACAUUCCAAGAAUGUCUGGGAGGCUUCCAAGUUUUGGAAACAAUUCUUUGAAGCUUCAGCCAAUGUCUCGCUUUCUGGUUACGAAGAGCUAGCCAACGACGAAAAUGCAACCGAAGCGACUGGCAACGAUGAAACAACGCGGAUCGAGGACACAACCGCAUCAGAGGAUUACACACAAGAGGAUCAUGGAGAGGACGAUGUCACGGCCGACCAAUCUGCAUACGCCGAACAGUCCCAGCACCGCGAUGUCGAGGAUUCCCUGCUCGAUGACGGCUCGCUGGCUGGCAGCACUCCCCGACCGCCUGCCACAAAGUCCAUGAAGACAAUGCAGUUUGCGGAGAUGGAUAAUUCCUACGAGAACUUGCGCCGGGAACUCAAAAACGAGACUGACGGUGCCGGUCGUCAUGGUUUCCCUCCCGAGGCUGACGAAGAUGACGAGGAUGAAACUGUCGAGCUCCCAGAUAUGGUGACGCAGACCAAGUUGCCAGAUAUGUCUAUGAACCUGGGAUCAUCACUCAUGCUGGAAGCCCCCACGCCGAACAAAGGCAACAACAAGGAUCCAUUGCUACACAGACUGUUGGACAAGAACUAUAGGAUACAAGCCACGCCGCAUAAGCUGACUCCGGCCAAGCUGCCUGUCGGCAAAGCAACUGCAGGAGGAUUACAGGACAUGGAUGCCACACGACGUGCCUUGUGGCAAGACAGCCCGAUGAGCUCACCCGAGAUUGCGGCUCCGACACUCCGGACAAAUCUCUAUAGCGCUGCAUCGCCGCUCAAACGCAGGGGCUUGGCACGAGGACUAGGCGAUGGUCCACGAACACCAGGAGUAAGCGUGCAAACGCCCGGUGCAGCAUCCAAGACGAGGGACGUUUUUGCCGACGAAAAAGGAAAGAGAAAGAGGGAUCCAGAUGAGAUUGACUGGAGCGACGAUGACGAGACAGACGAAGUGUUCAAGGGCAUGAGCCCACCCAAAACCAUCCAGUUUGCCUUGCCGCCAAGUAAGCUUAUGCAGACACCCGCACGCGAGGCCAGCAAACGCAUUGUAGACGACAUACUUCUCACGGCCGGUGCAGCGCCACAGUAUCUCGAAGAGAGCGAGGAGUAUAGCCCAACCAUGGUCAAGAUGAACAAGGACAUUUUGGACGAUUCGUUUUAA